AUAGUUCGCGUCGUUUCGUAAAGCAGGUUUCAGUCUAGAAAUCAACUUUCCCUUGCAGUGGAGUUGACGAGUAUUCUGGAUUGGGUCCGUACAAGAGACUGUUCAUAGAUAACACACCAGUCGGUAUGUGAAAAUUUGUGUUUGUCAAUUGGCAUCAACAUAAAAGUCUCUGAUGGAAAUUCACGGCAGAAUGUCCCCACCACGAAGCGUUCUCAGUGUAGUGUUGUUUGUUGGAUUUGUGUGCUUUAUUAAUGCGUCAUUCGAUUGUCGACGCCGAGGACAGAGAUGCGAGAACGGGGGUACAUGUUCAAAAAACGCGGCAAACUGCACGUGCGCGCCUGGAUUCGACGGAUACGACUGUUCGAUUAAUAGUAGCCAAAUAGAUGGGGACAGCUGUAACACGACCAGCUGUGAGAAUGGAGGCACGUGUAUAUCGACCGGCGUGAACGAUACCUCGUGUGUGUGUGCACCUGAAUACUAUGGCGAGAGCUGCUCAUUGAAGAGAUAUCAAGUGGACUGCAAGUCAGGGAGUCUGCUGGUCGGUGUCCACCCUUUUGGCAACUUCAGCGGCUACAUCUACGAGGAGAAUAACCGAGACACGUGUCAGUUCGAACCUGUUUCCACAUCAGGAAACGGAAAUAAAGGAUGGGAGGGCUAUGCUAGGGACGUUAACAAUAACGACGAUAAGUGCGGCAACAUCUCUGCCGUGUUUGAUCAACCACCGCCAGCAAACAGUACCGACAUCUCCAACUCCACCACGACGUCCUACACUCGUAUCAUCUACAUCGUCUACGAGAAGACGUUCAUGACGUCCCUGGACGAGGUGCUCAACUUCACGUGUAUCUUCAACACCAAGAGUGUCGUCAUCGGCAAGAAAGCCGACAGCGUUUCACUGGAUGUGAAGGAUAUGAACCAGGUCACGAGGGAGGCACAGCUGUCUCCGGUCAAAUUUGAAAUCACGGGCGACAAUGACGAUGCCAAGAACGUCAGGCUUGGUGAGAAGCUGACACUGACAUUCACCAUAGAUUCUACAAGCUUUGAUGGCGCCCGGCUGGAAUCGUGUGUCUUCAAUGACACAAUGGAGAACGGUGACAAUCUCACAGUGGUGGAGGAGAGCUGUGUGCAGGAGGAUGCUGUGCCGAUUCUGAGCGACCAAAUAAUGAUGAAAGAUGAUAACGUGACCAUCACCAUCACCAUGGUAAUACGUGUCUUCAAGUUUGUGUCGUCGGACAAGCUGGGCAUUGACUGUAAAGUGAAGGCGUGCCCACCCGGAUAUGGAGACGGAUGCAACCCUCGAGACUGCAAGAACGCCCUGACCAACCAGAAGGGGUAUGGGCGGAAGCGGCGAGACGCGCCGGGAUUCCAGACUCGCGAAGUUGGCGGUAUCAUCAACGUCGGAGGCCCCUUCGUCCUUGACGACACCGAGGAAGAGAAUCCAGGCGAUGUGACCAAGACGGAGAAGCAGCAAACUUGCAGCACCAGCAAAGAGGUGAUAGCAAUCAUGGCAGCCCUUGGCACCGUCACCAUAAUUCUACUGAUCUUCACCAUCACCUUGGUGUCACGUGCGGUCAUCACGAGACAGGCGUCUCCCAAGAGCAAGACGAGGGACGAGGGCAGUGACACGUUCUCUAAUCUAGGACAGCCUAGAGCAUUUAGUCGCAAAUACUGAUUAGAAAUACCGAGUAAUCACAUUGAGAAGAAUAUGUUUGAUUGCAGAAUAUGUUAAUGUUUAUGAUGGCUACCCGUUCUGUCAGCUCGCCGCUCGCACGUACAUGAGACUCACGAGUUAGUGCUGAAAUAUUCCCAUGUUGAGAACCGCGGGGUCACCCUCGAUUGUCCAGUGUAUUAUAUCUCCAUUCUGUUCUAAUACAUCCCUUGACACAGACGUCACCGUAGUUGCCUUUACAACAAGUCAGUGACAUGACGCUAAAUAUAGUCCUCCAGUUAAAUUUCAUAAGUAAAAUUAAAAUAAACUCUGUUCAAAGUUAGUGAUGAAAGGGAAGCAGUUGGUGACGUCACUUCCGAAACGAAGCUAUUGGUCCAGGUUUUGUAUCAUAACUCAAUAGAGAUGCAAAGAACGGAUGAUCGAGGUUGGCGCAGAGAGCAGAAAGCUGUCAAGGUACACCUGGUCUGUUACAGACAUGUACUGAGAGCAGAAAGCUGUCAAGGUACACCUGGUCUGUUACAGACAUGUACUGAGAGCAGAAAGCUGUCAAGGUACACCUGGUCUGUUACAGACAUGUACUGAGAGCGGGUUGACGCAGAGAGCAGAAAGCUGUCAAGGUACACCUGGUCUGUUACAGACAUGUACUGAGAGCGGGUUGACGCAGAGAGCAGAAAGCUGUCAAGGUACACCUGGUCUGUUACAGACAUGUACUGAGAGCGGGUUGACGCAAUAUACGGCUUCUCGGUGUAAUUAUGAAGGAUACUCGAAUUAUUGUUUCAAUUAGAUAUUACUGAUGGAUAACAUUUACAAAUUAUUUAUAUCUACAAGUAGUUGCUUACCAUAAUAUAAGUAGUAACUUUCAUUCUGGGCUUAAAGUGUCAUGUGACCAAUACACAAUAUAUCUAUGCCUGAUUUCGAUCACAUCAUGAUAGAAAAUCAGAGAAAAGAAUGAUGUCGUAUCUAAACAACACUCGACUCUAUAUGAGACUGAAUGAGUGAGUUAUGGUUUAUAGUCACAACGACAAUAUUUCAGCCAUACCGUGACUAGACUGUAUAUGUGACACACGUACCUACAGAAGGAACAAACAGCAACGCAGAUCUAUCUUAACCAGCCCAUGAUCUCUGUAUAGUGUAUCGGGGCGGUGGGGUAGCCUAGUGGUUAAAGCGUUUGCUCGUCACGCCGAAGGCCCGGGUUCGAUUCCCGACAUGGGUACAAUGUGUGAAGCCCAGUUGUGGUGUCACUGGAAUAUUGCUAAAAGCGGCGUAAAACUAUACUCACUCUUUGUAUUGUGUAUCCGUCGGUCAUUAUGACACUUUCGCUUUAUUUGUUUAACAUCCUCCUUGAUGAACUUUGAUACGUCUGUAACAAAGGCGAGUAUUUUAUGGCUGUUGUAGUUGUAGCUAUUUGCCUCAAAACUACAUGUAUCGUAUUCAGUUAAGUGUGUACAUCAAGUAGUUUCAAAUUAUGUUGCUAUCUCUUCAAAGUGAUAAGUUAUACAACAUCCGUUACUGGCGUCAAUUGUCUGCGCCCUAUAACAAUGUAGCAGAGCUGUCGAACAUGGCGUCUGUAACUGCCUGUACCGUAUGUACUGAUGUAGUACAAGCUACUUUCCAUUUUUUGUGUUGCAAUCGAUUUAGGAUUCUGUGAUUUUUUUCAUAUUUUGCAAAUUUAUAUAUUUGUUUGUAGUUUUCUUUUUGUAUGUAUGAAAUAUUCUUUUUUAGCAUCGUGAUAUGAAGUUUUAAAGCUUCCUUGUGCAUGUUUCAUCUGUCCCUUGUUGAUUCUGCCUGCAUGGUCCGUCCACAUACAUUUGAUCUGAUGUCCCGCUUGUUCUCCACCCUCGCUCCGUGGUACCUAAUGUCACGUGUCUGUCCUGUGCUUAUAGAGAGAUAUGUGUUGCAUACACACAAAACGAGGCAAAGCCGAUGUUAAAUGCUUGUCUGAGAUGUUUCCUGUAAUAAAGACCAUUUCGGUGCA
This is a messenger RNA of Haliotis rufescens (red abalone), 3641 nucleotides long. Its product is annotated as EGF-like domain-containing protein 2. The record is from RefSeq and is a predicted model, not a curated record. NCBI's taxonomy places the organism in Eukaryota, Metazoa, Mollusca, Gastropoda, Lepetellida, Haliotidae. The transcript has 11 exons. Bases 173 to 1669 code for a protein of 498 amino acids.